UCUAUUGUCAAGAGUGCGUUUCUUAUUGAUUAAAAAGAUGUUUUUAGAUUCUUACAGUUAUCAACCUUUGCCUGAAGAUUUGGAGGCAAUGUCAGAUGGACAGGCAGGAUUUGUAAAUCCAAAAAAAUUGGAUUAUUUUAAAUAUCGCGGCAAGGAAAAAUGCCUGUUGGAGCAGGAUGAAUGCGCAAAAAUAAAAUUUGGAAGAUCCAUCAUAAAAAAUCACAUAAAUCCUGCACAUAAACAAAUCAUGGAGAAGAUUCGGACAUUUUACGAUAUUUUGUGCGAUCGCAUUAACAGUGAGCGAUUAAUUGAAGAUCGGGACGACUGUGAAUUGUAUGAUGACAUUAUUGAUCGUCCAACGAACAUCAGAAAAAAUGAAGGCUUCAGCAAGAACGAAGGUGGCAUAGAAAAUUCAAACACCAUUGCAUAUAAUAUUGGACACACCAUUGGAUACACCAUUGGUUGUGCCAUUAGAGAUACAAAGAAAUUUAAAAAAGCCGGAUCUUUUUUUAAGGCCGUAUGGAAGCCAGUGACGAGAUCAGCAGAGAAGUUAUGGAGAGGAAUGAAAAAUGGAGAAACUGAAUAUAUUCAGUUUGAUUAAUGAUCUCUUUGUCUCCAUUAUUUGAGUCAAGUAUCCAUCUGCUUGAUUUGGUCCGAGUACGUCUCGGGUAAGAGUUUAAUCAGAAUAUUUUUGUAUUUUACACUUAACACUUACAAGAUUAUCUACUCUACACUUAUAAGUUCAAUACCAUUUCAAUCCCUGAUAGAAAUGGCGUUUUGGCCAUGGUAACAGGAGAACAAAGCACAUGUAUUAACGUGGAGAUACAUCAUGUUUUUUAUAAGAUUGAUAUUUUACAUAUAGACAGACUGGAGUAGGCUUACAAGGCAUUAUAUAUAUAUAUAAAUAUAUUCUUGUUCAAGUAUGGACUAGAAUAUAUUCUGGAAGUGUACUAGUUUCGUAACAAAGGAAAAGCAACAGGGUAAAUGUGAGUAGAGAUUAAAAUAUUCAACAAGUUUAUGUUAAGAUGAGUACACGAAGUUUCUGAACUAAUCAAAUUAAUAAUAAUAUAUAUCAAGCAUAAUAAAUGACACAACAGUAGCAAAUUAAUAAUUAU
Messenger RNA from Centruroides sculpturatus (bark scorpion), 1115 nucleotides. RefSeq lists its product as uncharacterized. Lineage: Eukaryota; Metazoa; Arthropoda; Arachnida; Scorpiones; Buthidae. The record is from RefSeq and is a predicted model, not a curated record. The coding region runs from base 38 to 601 and encodes 187 amino acids. The transcript is spliced from 4 exons.